Molecule: messenger RNA, 1464 nt
Organism: Didymella exigua CBS 183.55
Lineage: Eukaryota; Fungi; Ascomycota; Dothideomycetes; Pleosporales; Didymellaceae
Product: cytochrome P450 4F3 omega-hydroxylase
Exons: 3
Coding region: 1-1464 (487 amino acids)
Molecular function (GO): oxidoreductase activity, acting on paired donors, with incorporation or reduction of molecular oxygen; heme binding; monooxygenase activity
Source: RefSeq, a predicted model, not a curated record
AUGUUAUAUCUCCCCCGAUGGUUGCUCGCCGCCGGUGUUCUUGUAUCGUUUUUGAUACUCCGUGCCAUCUAUCGCCUAGUGUUUCACCCUUUGAAAUCAUUUCCGGGACCUGCCAGCCGCGCGAUAUCACACAUUCCCCAUGCGCAAUCCAUACUCAGCGGACACCUGCCGGGUGACCUCACUUCACUGCAUGCCAAAUAUGGCGAGGCUGUACGCAUCUCUCCAGAUAUGGUGUCAUUUAUUGCACCCGAAGCGUGGACAGACAUCUAUGGCCACGGACCCAAUCGUAACUUUCCAAAAUGGGGGAUGACGCGCAGUCACAAGACGGUCGACCACCUCUUAUCAGCCAACAAUGCAGACCACUCACGGCAACGUAGAACGGUCAACCACGCGUUUAGCGACAAAGCACUGCGGGCUCAGGAGGGCCUUGUAAUGCGUUACAUCGAUCAGCUUACAAGCGCACUUGCGUUGCAGUCUAUUGCCGAGAUUAACGUGAAGAAUUGGCUGGAAUAUGCAGCUUUUGAUAUCGUCGGUGAUCUGGCGUUUGGCGAGCCAUUUGGGUGUCUAUCGAACGGCGCAUAUGAUCCAUGGGUGGGACUGUUGUUUCCUUUUAUCAAGGCUCUUUCGUUGUUCGGAGCGGCAAGGCUGUUCAAGCCUUUCACGCCGUUCAUCAUUGCCCUCUUACCCAAGAAAGAUAUCAAGAGUCGCAUGCAGCACAUCAAGCUCAGCGCUAAGAAAGUCCACAAACGCCUGGCUGCCGGUGAGCAGCCGCAUCGAUCUGACUUCUGGACAUAUAUCUUGCGAAACAAUGACGAGACGGGCAUGAGUAUUGAGGAGAUGGAAUCAAACGCUAGUCUCUUCAUCACUGGUGGAAGCGAGACAGUUGCGACAGCGCUGUGCGGAAUCAUGUACUUGUUGGCAAAGAACCCGGAGGCGAUGCAGAAGCUACAUGAAGAGAUCACAGGCGGAUUCACCAAGCAAGAGGACAUCAACAUGAUUAGUGUGGGCGGCCUGAAAGUGCUGCAGGCUACCAUCAGUGAGGGAAUGCGCAUCUACCCACCUGUUCCUGCAGGUCUGCAGCGCAUUGUUCCCAAGGGCGGCGCAAUCAUUGCGGGAUACGCCGUGGCAGAAGGCACCAUCGUCAACGUCUCCCAACAACCCGCGUACCAUCUCCCCAGCAACUUCUCACACCCUGAGAGAUUCGCACCGGAGCGCUGGCUCGCCAAUGCACCGUCUGAAUAUUCGAACGACAGAAAGGAAGUGUUCCAGCCUUUUAGUACUGGGCCGCGCAACUGCGUUGGGAAAAAUCUCGCCAUGGCGGAGAUGAAGCUGAUUCUGGCGCGUCUGAUUUGGCAAUUCGACUGGCAACUGGCUGAUGACAAGUUUGCGCUUGAGAAGCAGAAGGUUUUUAUUAUGCGCGAGAAACCAGAUUUGAAUCUGCGCAUGAAAGUAAGAGGGAAAUGA